CGCACCAUCGUCCUCCUCGCCACUUCGCCAGCGCCCGCGCCAGGCCAGGCGCCAGCGCCGCUGCCGGUCCACCUCGCCAGCGGCUGUGUCUCCGGCGUCCUUCCGUAAGAGCACGACAUCCGCUUCGAGUGAACUCGCCUUGUUCUUCUUCAUCGUCGUCGUCGUCGUCGUCCUCUCUACUGGACUGGCGUGGACUGGAGAUCCGUCCGGACUUGCGGCUGAUUCCAUUUGCUGAUGGAUUCUCUUGAAAUCAAGAAAGAAGAUGAUUAUCAGAUGGAUCCCAUUGAAAUCAAGGAUGAUGAAGAGCAUCCAAUAGAGAUGCUUGUUGACCAGCCUCGUUUUCUAGAACCUUUAUAUCCAGAGGAGGUCAAUGAAGACACACGAGUGUACCCUCGUGUAGGGGAUGAGUACCAGGUGGAAGUUCCAGGUUUAUUAACAGAAGAGGAACUCGUGGAACUAAGAUCAUUGUCAGUUCAUGACAGCAUAAUGUUUGGUUUUGAGUACCCUGUGGGAGUAGGAUUAGCUAUUCCAGUCACAUGGACCCAAAAUACAAGCAUUCAUAUAAAAGAAGAGCAGAUGGGAUUUUCAGGACGCAGUUCAUGUCCUUCACAAGAUGAAGUUACUAUCCACAGCAGUGGAAAUAUUCUGAGAAAUUUAUAUCAGCACAGCAUUUGUCAAGAGUGUCUGGGCUGUAAAGUUGAAUAUUUUGAGCAAGGUGAGAAAUUAUCAGGAUCUAUUGGACAAGAUAUGCACUGCUUACAGAAAGGGAAGUUUUUAGGCUGUUCUUGUGUAAAGAGGAAAUUAAAGGAUUAUAUACCAUUGCCUGGGAUGCCAAGAUACUCCUGGACUGAUGAAGAGGCACAGACUUUUCUUCUUGGUCUCUACAUUUUUGGCAAAAAUCUUGUUCAGGUGACGAAAUUUACUGAAAGUAAGACAGUGGGAGAGGUUCUAUCCUACUACUAUGGAGAAUUUUUCAGGUCUGAUGCAUACAGACGAUGGGCUGCAUGUAGAAAAGCAAGAAGCAGGAGAUGUAUACUUGGGUUGCGUAUAUUUUCUGGUCCAAGGCAGCAGGAAUUGUUGUCACGUUUGCUUGCUGGCGUAGCAAGGGAAGUUGAAGACCCUUUGCUGGAGGUCUUUAAGGUAUUCAAUGAGGGAACAUCUACUUUUGAGCAGUUUAUUUUGGCCUUAAAGUCCACAGUUGGUGCUCAAGUUCUUGUAGAAGCAGUUGGAAUUGGCAAGGGAAAAUAUGACUUGACUGGAUUUGCAUUAGAUCCUAGUAAAAAUCAUGGUAUCUUGACCCGCCCAGAAAUCCCUAUUGGCAAGGCUUGCUCAGCACUUUCGUCUGGAGAUAUCAUAAAGUUUUUGACUGGUGAUUUCAGACUAAGCAAGGCAAGAUCCAACGAUCUAUUCUGGGAGGCUGUUUGGCCUCGCUUGCUUUCAAGAGGCUGGCACUCGGAGCAGUCUAAGGACUCUUCACCGGUUGGAAAGCAUGCUUUAGUCUUUCUCAUUCCAGGUGUAAAGAAAUUUUCUAGAAAGAAGCUUGUCAAAGGAAAUCAUUAUUUUGAUUCUGUUAGCGAUGUCCUGAGCAAAGUUGCAUCUGAACCAAGGUUGCUUGAGUUUGGAGUUGAGGGUAGUAAUAAUGAAGGUGGGGUUAAGCCUGAAAAUGGAUGGAUCCAUGAUUCUAAACCUGACAAAAACACACUUCCGGACAAGAAACCUCCUUGCUAUAGCCGGCCCAGUGAGCCUGGGUGUUCUCCAGAGCUAAUGAAAUUUACUGUGGUGGAUACUAGUCUUGUUCAAGGGGAAGAACCUUCUAAGGUAAGGUCACUAAGAAAUCUACCAACAGAUGCCAAUCAUGGUUACAUGUCUUCACCACAGUCAGGAGAUUCCGGGAGUGACAGCUCACAGGAACACUCAGAUUCUGAAGACAGCUCUCGGCCUUAUGAACAUAUAAAUACUGAUCAAAGCACAACUGAUGUAAAGUAUGUUAGUGAGGAGAAAAACGCCCCCUCAAUUGAUAAGAUGGAUUCUAGUGUACUUCAGAAGUCUUCUUUUUCAAGCACAUCAACAUCAAACAAUGGCCAUGUUUCAACUGAUCAAGGUUUCAACAUAUUGGAUAAUGCAUGCUCUUCAACUGCAACUAUUCUUCCUGUUGAUGUUCAAAGGGUCCAUGCUGCUACUGCUUCCACCGAAAUAAGCUUUCAGUUUGAUCAAAAGAUAAAUGCUGAGUCCCAAGUUUUCUUAGCACCUUUGUCAAAGAGAAGAAGGCUAGUUUCCUGUAAGACUGAAAGAACUAGUCGCAAAAAUACUGAAGGCAAUGAAAACCAUUACUGGAAGCAAGCUGACAAGUUGUUGCAACAUGAUGUGUCUGGAACAAAUGGAGCAAGCGGAGAGGCUAACCCUUGUGUAUGGGGUGCUAUUCCGAACUCAUCAACUAACAUAACCUUCGAUGUGAAUAGCAAGCAGGCAUAUUGCAGACAGCUUCACAAUGUGCCCCCUAACGAUGAAACAAUGGUUUACAAGGAAAAGCGCCAAAAUAGGCAUGUCAUUGAUCUCAAUAUCCCACAGAUGCCUUUUGAUUAUGAGUCAACUGUGAGCUACAUUGUCCCUCCAUCAGACAAGAAUACACAAACCAUGGACAUACCUCUAUGUUCUUCAGAAACGAAGGAGAUGACUGACUGCCUUCCAGACAUGGAUGCCUCUAGUAAUGUGCUCUACGGGGAGCUUUCUUUCAACUCAAGAAGGCAGGGUAGCAGAAGCCGACCACCAACAGCCCGAGCUCUGGAAGCUCUUGCCUGUGGUUUUCUCGGGACCAAACAGAAGGGCAGGGAGGCAAACUUCCCAUCUUCAAGCAGGAGCAGAAGACCUGUUCGGCGACCACGAAGAUCAACUGAUGUCGCACUGCCAUUUCCUUCUGACGGCGAAGGACAUAUUUCUCAUUGUACUGACCCGCCCAUGGAUGUCAAUGAAUGGCACAUGAGUAAUCCUCCGUACCAAAUGAUUCACAGCAGCCCCUCGGAUAAAUCCACUGAUAAGGGGAGUCCUGACUUGUUUGUGGCAGACAAGUCUACUGAUAAAGGAGCUCAUGAAUUGUUUGGCAUGCCUUAGAUCACAUGGAAACGAGUAAUAUCGUCCCAUAUCCAGCAAUAUAUUUGGAUUCUUGAACCUUUAUUUGAUGGAUUGGCUGCUGGUUAAGAGAAUGAAGUGGUCUUAUGGUCAGAAUGCAACCUGCAGUAAGUGAUGGGUACUGCUUGUUCAAACUUAGGUUUUUGGUUGAGAAAUGAAUGCAGGAAGCUUCAACAGCUCAGUUUUCAUUUUCAUCUACAGUUUUGUGCAUGCGUAUUGCCUAAAUAUUCAAUCUCGAUACUUAUCAAGAACAGAUGAGACCAAUGAGAUGGUUACCUUCGCAUCAGCAGUUCAGCCCCCAGUGGCUUAUCAAGUCUCUUGUGAUAGAAUCAUGCGCUUCUUGUUCGGAAGCCUAUGAUGAAGCUUUUACCUUUUUCUUUGAGGUUUUCCGAUAAAACUUUUCCUGGAGUUAUACUCUUGCUUUUUAUUACAUGUACUAUGUGGGGUAGCUGGACAAGCGUGUGAUAGUGUGCCCGUAUAAGAACCAUACCUGAACUAAAUUUGGAACUCGCCCUGCGCAACAAACCCAGAAGGCAUAUGUUCUAAGCUUA
Molecule: messenger RNA, 3677 nt
Organism: Phragmites australis (common reed)
Lineage: Eukaryota; Viridiplantae; Streptophyta; Magnoliopsida; Poales; Poaceae
Exons: 4
Coding region: 235-3108 (957 amino acids)
Cellular component (GO): nucleus
Molecular function (GO): transcription corepressor activity
Source: RefSeq, a predicted model, not a curated record